AUGAAAUGCCACAUUGAGAUAUUAGGCGUUCAUUCUAACUCCCCCCCCCCCCCUCCGUGAGCGAACAAAACCAUUAGAAAAAUCGCCAUUUUUUGACCAAAAACCCACCCUCCGUGAGUGAACAAAAAUUUUUUUAAUAGAAAAAAUUUUAAUGGAAAAAAAUUUUGAUAUAUAAGUGAUAAUUAGUAUAAUGAAAUCUAGAGCUAAUUCUGUUUAAUUUUAAACAAAUUGCGUUUUAAAACAUAAAUUUUGCAAAUUAAAUUAAUAUUUGCUUCCCAAUUUUUGCAAAUUAGGAUUUUUUUUUAAUUUCGAAAAAAAUAUUUUUUUAUAAAAUUUAUAUAUAUAAAUUUUUUUUAAAAAAAAAAAAUUAACCCCCCUCCGUGAGCGAACAAAAUUUUUUUGUUCGCUCACGGAGGGGGGGGGGGGAGUAAGCUAACAAGUCCAUCGUUGAUGUUGGCCUUUGAAAGACAGAAGUAUAUUUUUAAUUGUGGUCAAAAUUUACCUCGGUCCUUAGCGCACUCAAAUUUCAGAAAUAACAUUAAAGAUGUUUUUGUGACUGGAAUUAAUUUGGAUGCUGUAUCAUCAUUGCGAGGGCUUAUUUCUCAUUUAGUUUUAGAUAGUAAACAAACAUUCAAAAGAAGAAUUCAUGGACCAGUCGGCAUAAAAGCAAUUGCUGACAUUUUUAGGAAUACUAAGUUUGAUGUUAUUGAAUAUGGAAAUCAAGAAUUAGGAAAAGAGGUCGAAGAUUCCUAUAUUGAUGAUAAUAUCAAGGUAAAGGCUCUUUCCUUUAAUUCUGGAAAAUAUUAUACUUUUUAUUCCUCUGAAAGCAAAAGAUUGGAAUUUGCUGAAGAUUCAUGUGCAAGUUAUAUUGUGCAAUGCAAAAAGCAAGCUAGAAAAUUUUUAGUAGAAAAAGCUGAAGAAUUAGGAAUUCCUCGAGGUAAGCUUUAUGCGAAGCUUGUAAAAGGAAAUUCGAUUACACUUGAUAAUGGAAAAGUCAUUUAUCCAGACGAUGUCUUGGGGCCUCCUACGAAAUCCCAAGUUUUUGGAGUGAUUUAUAUGCCUUCUACAAAGUAUUUGCUUUCUGAAGUUUCCAAAACUAUUUCCAGCUAUUUUAAUCAAGAAAACGAUUUUGAUUACAUUUUUCAUAUGUCUCCAACACCAGUACUCCUACACUCCGACUACCAUAAAUUUUUAGAUACUUUGCCUCCUCAUAUAAGCAAUGUAGUUUUUAAUGAAAAUAUCUCCCAUUCAUUAAAAAAUACACUAAUAUCUCCUAUUUACUCAUAUUCUGAUGAUUUACUUAUUAAGUUGCAAAAAGUGUUUCCAAAAUAUUUCAAAUGCUCAACGAAUGAUUCCUUCACACCGCGCCUACACCAUAAAACUAUAUUUUUUUUGUCCUAUUCUUUUUUCGCUUACUCCCCCCCCAUCCUUGAUCGAACGACUCGCCAUCGUUCGAUCAAGGAUGGGGGUUAAAAAAAAAUUAUAUAUAAAAUAAAAAAUAUAUAUGUAUAUAUUUUUUAUUUACUUUUAAAUAAGAGGGUUAAGAGUAUUUAAUAAUUAUUUUUACAGCAAAAAAUUGAAUUAAUUUCAUAAAAUAUCAAUUUUUAAUAUAUUUUGAUUUAUUAGUUACCCCUUUUAAACUGUAUAAAUUUUAAUUUGUUCCUUACUGAAUUAAAAUUUUUUUUUUUUAAAUUUUAAAGAAUCUCUAUUUUAUUAGAUUAUUGAGUUUUCAAGCCUAGUUGAUGACUAAAUCACUUCGGAUAGUUGAUUUCGCAGCUUUCUGUCAUCCCAAAGCUCUGAAAACAACUUCAUUAGGUACAUCUUUCCAAGUUUUUGAUAACUAAUAUAUUUUUAUAUAUAUAAAAAUUGUUAUGAUAUGAAAAUCGUUCGAUCAAGGAUGGGGGUUAAUUUCCCAAAUUUUUAGGAAUUUUUACAGUCAAUCGUUCGAUCAAGGAUGGGGGGGAGUUAGUUUUUGUCUAAAUUUUUUUAAUUUAUUUUUUUGGCCUAUUUUUUUAAGCCAGUUUUUUUUGCCUUUUUAUUAAUUUUUUGCCCUUUUUUUAGACUUUUCUUUGGACCAUUAUUUUUGCCUUUUUUUCACCUCUGGCCUAUUUUGGUAUUCUUUUAGUAAUGCUGAAAAUUUAUAAGCUCACUUCCGCCGAAAACAAUAGACUAAAAUGAAUUGAAACCAACACGAAAUAGUCAAUAUGAAAGGCCAAAAAUAUCAAAAAUAAUUAAAGCCAGAAAAAAAAUAAUCUUUUCCACGUGUGAAGAGAUGAUCCCACAUGUAAAACCCUUUUGAUUUCACAUGUGGAAAAGAUUCCACACGUAGGUUACAAUGCUCCAAUUUAAGCAACUAACGAUAGUUAUUGUGGAGUAGGCAUCGUGAAGUUACCAACGAAUAUGUAUCCUGCUAUAGAUUCAGAUCACGCUGACUUUCUAAAAUUUCAGUUCAAAAAUUUGCUUAUCCCAAAAUCUGGGUUGAGAAUACACUUGAAUCCUCCUGGAGUUAAAGGAAACAUUGAAAUGUCUGAAUCCAUCAACCCUUUAAAUAUUCAAAAAAUGCAUGAUAAAGCGGAAAAAAUUGCGCUUCCUGAUGAAAAUAGAAUCAAUAAUAUACCAUAUAGUAGUGUUGUAAAUACUAAAAUAAAAGGCUCAGAUCCCUCCAUUCUCAUAUUAGGGACCUCAUCUGCCAAACCAGACCAGUUCAGAAGUGUAAGCAGCAUUUGGGUUGGAGAUUUUGGCUCAAGCUUUUUAUUUGACUGUGGUGAAGGUACUUAUGGCCAAUUAUGCAGACAUUUCGGCGACAAUAUUGACAAAGCUUUAGUUAAAAUAAAAACCAUUUUUAUUUCUCACUUGCAUGAAGAUCAUCAUAGUGGGAUAGCUAAAUUAGUCCAUGAAAGAUCAAAACUUACUUCAGAGCCAUUAAAUAUUGUGGCGCAUGGCAAAUUUCAAUACGAUUUAGAAACUUUUAAAACAAUUUUUGCUCCGUUUAAUUAUAAUUUCUACUCAUCAUUACACACUCCACGUAUUCCAGGAAUAAAAUUAAUCAAAUUUGUCCCUACAAUUCACAACACAAAAUCUCAUGGAAUUAUUAUCAUUCAUGAAAGCGGCUGAAAAAUAGUUUAUAGUGGAGAUACAAGACCUUGUGAGGAUUUGGUAAAUGAAGGAAAAGACGCGACUUUAUUAAUUCAUGAAGCUACUUUUAUUGAUAAAGAUUUAUUAAAAGCUCAGAAAUAUUUUCAUUCUACAGUUGGGGAAGCAAUUAAAGUUGGAAAAAAAAUGAAUGCUUGAAGGAUUUUGCUUACUCAUUUUUCUAGAACUAAUCCAUACUGUGAAGUAAAUAAGGACUAUGAUUUAAAGGGCAGCAUAAUAGGGUUUGAUUUAAUGAAGUUUAAGCUGUCUAAAUCUUAUGAAGUCGCAGAAAAUACGAGUAAGAUACUAAAAAUAUAUGAGGAAACAAGAAACAGUUUUUUUGCUAAAGAAGACGAAAUUAGCGAGGAAGAAGAAUAG
Blepharisma stoltei is the source of this 3510-nucleotide messenger RNA. Lineage: Eukaryota; Ciliophora; Heterotrichea; Heterotrichida; Blepharismidae. The record is from the annotation of a GenBank genome assembly.